Molecule: messenger RNA, 705 nt
Organism: Linum trigynum
Lineage: Eukaryota; Viridiplantae; Streptophyta; Magnoliopsida; Malpighiales; Linaceae
Source: the annotation of a GenBank genome assembly
AAUGAAUUAACUUAAAAAAUUUACUUAUUAGCGACAUUGAGGAAGAGGAUCAUCCCGUCUGCGAUUGUGAUCGGCAAUAUCCACACACCGGAACAAGUCCCCUUCGAGAGGUAUAGGGAUCUCUUGGCGGAGCUUCGAUCGGGAGCGCGCGACUCGAACGAGCAGUGGAGGAUUCGAAGGAAGAGGCAAUGGAGAAGAGCGUUGGAUGGGAAGUUGGGAACCCGAAGAAUCCAGCAACAACGCCGUCGGAAGGGACCGCUACGCUCCGAUUGUCGGCGAAGAAGCUAGAUGAAAGGGGAACGAGUUCGAUGAUGCUGACGAAAGCCACGGUAGACGAAUUGGGAGAGUGGGGGAUGAAGCAGAUUCUGAGCAGGUCGCGGGAAGCGGAUCUCGGAGAUGAGCGGUUGUCGACGGUGGAAUCCGCUUGAAAGGGGCAGGGGGUUGCAGGAAACUGGGUUCACGCUCGCACCACUUUCAACGGAGGUGGCGAUGCCUCUGGCAACCAAGUUGAAUAGUAUCCCUGAUUCCCGGGUUCAAUUACCAUCUCAAUUUCAAAACCCAAGUUUCAAAAAUCCCUAAAUUGUGGGAUUCCACUGAUCAAUUUUUCCCCCUUCAUAUUCUUUUCAAGGGGAGCUUGCGGUUAUGGAAAUCUUUAUAGUCAAGGCUUCGACUUCAAGACGGCGACAAUAAGCACAUCUUUGUUCA